AUGCCCCUGUCUAUCACUGACAACAAGCACUUCAUUCACUUUCUCUCCAUUAUGGACCCAAAAUAUACUGCAGUGAGCCGCAGAACCAUCACCUCAAGACUUGACACAGUGGUGUCUGAGAGACAAUCAAAACUAAUAAUUGAAAUGGCCACAGUUGAAAAUCUGUCUGUCACUGUGGACAUCUGGUCAGACAGAAGAAUGAGAGGCUACCUUGGUGUCACGGCUCACUGGAUGAACACUGCAGCAGAUGCUAUAACUUUGAAAUCUCAUCUACUAGCUUGCAACCGCUUCAAGGGGUCACAUACGGGAGAGAGAAUUUGUGAAGAAUUUGAACAAAUAUGUGAUCAGUAUAAAAUCAAACAAAAGAUUGAUCCUAUAAUUUGUGACAAUGCACCAAAUAUGAAGAAGGCAUUCACCACAUGUUUUCCCAGUUCCCUUGAAGCAGAUGAGGAUGAUGAUGACUGCCUUGAUGAUGCAGAACUUUGGAGUGCCCUUCCAGUGGAUGAAGAGGAGAGGCUGAAUGAGACCUUGACCUCCAAAAGUCAGCAUAGACUACAGUGCUUUGCACACACACUACAAUUGGUUGUUGGUGAUGGUCUUAAAGAGACCAGGGCUGUCAGUUCGGCUCUGGCCAAAGCAUCGCGGAUCAGUUCUCUGCUCCACACAAGUACUUCUUUUAAGGAGGAAUUUGAGAAAGAAUUUGGCCAACGUGGAGUGCCUGCUUCUGUUGUUACUCGAUGGAAUUCGACUUUCCGACAGUUGAAGUCCUUGCUUAGCUGUGACUACCAAACUUUGUGCAAGGUCUUGGAUGUUAGAGGGCACAGAGAGACUAUUUUUACUCUAAGAGAGUGGGCUCAGAUUAAAGAACUGGUCAACAUUCUGAAGCCCUUUGCUGAUGCCACUGAUCUCACUCAAGGAGAGAAAGUUGUAACCAUAAGUGCUGUGAUCCCCUGUGUUCUCUCCCUCAACAAUCACUUGGAAAAUCAGAAAGAAGGAACACAAUACUUGGUCAACCUAAUCCACAGUCUUCAAAGAUCACUGCAGAGAAGAUUCAAAGGAAUCUUUGUCAGUGUAAACAUGUCUCAUCCAGAGACCAAUGAAGGAAUCCUGCCAUUCUCUGAUCCUGUUUAUGUCAAAGCAGCUGUUCUUGAUCCAGCCUUUGGGGUUAUGUGGAUAGAGCAUGAUGUAUUGGUUGAUGACAAGCUGAAGGAGCAGUUGACCAUGGAAGUAAAAAAUUCACCCAGAUCUACUCUGACUGUGACUCCAGACAAUACAGUAUUCACUGGAGAGAGAGUGAUUCUGACGUGUGUGAUUGAGUCUUACAGUGACUGGAGAUAUGAGUGGUGGAAAGGAGACUCAAAUAUUCAAGUGUCUCAGCGUCACACUGUAGACAGAAACACUCUCACUAUUGAAGGAUCUGGAUCAUCUGAUGAGGGUCAGUACACGUGUAGAGGACAGAGAGAUGGAGGAUCAGUCUCAUCACAAUCAGACUCUGUUUCUCUCUCAGUGAAGGAUUCCCCCAGAUCUACUCUGACUGUGACUCCAGACGGUCCUGUAUUCACUGGAGAGAGAGUGAGUCUGAAGUGUGAGAUUGAGCCUAACAGAGACUGGAGACAGAGAACUGACAAGAUUUAUAACCAGAGAUAUGACUGGACACCUGACUGGAGAUAUGAGUGGAAUAAAGGCAGUGUAAAGUUACAGUCGUCUGGUCGUUACACUGUAAACACAGACACACUCACUAUCACAGCAGUAACUACAUCUGAUGCGGAGAGACCAGAAGCUGUAGUGAAGGUUUCUCCAGAUCAGCGUGUGUUCAGAGGAGAGACAGUCACUCUCACAUGUGACAUACAGAGAGGAGGACACAUUCAGUGGACAUACAGCUGGUUUAAAGAUGGUUCAGUCAUCAGAGACGUCACUGAGAGAGUCUUCACCAUCACAUCUGUGUCUGAUAGAGCUGAAUACAGCUGUAGAGGAGAGAGAUCAGACUCACAGAGAUCACACAUCAGUGCUGCUCUUACACUGACUGUAUCAGAUCUGGAGCCAAAGCCUGAAAUCACAUCAGAUCCUGCAGGAGCUGCACUGACAGGAAACACAGUGACUUUGACCUGUCGCAUGAAUCUGUCUCCUGGAUGGGACUUUUACUGGUACAAACACACACUGAACUCUGAGACAAAGACAGAAACAAACUCCUACAGAGUGAAGAUUGAUUCAGUGUCUGAUGGAGGUCAGUACAGGUGUAGAGCUGGAAGAGGGAAACCAGUCUACUACACACAAUACAGUGAUGCACUGUGGGUAAAUGUUACAGUGAGUCCUAAAGCUGUGGUGACGGUACGACCAGAUGAACAAGUGUUCAGAGGAGAAACAGUCUCUCUCAGAUGUGAUAUAAAGUGGGGAGGAGACACUGAGUGGACGUACAGAUGGGAAACAGAGGGAACAAACUACCAACAUAAAACCUCUGUCAGCCGAACCUCAACACAAGAGCUGAACAUCAGCAGUGUUGAAGUCUUUCACCGUGGUAAAUACACCUGUACAGGACAGAUGGGAACACAAAGCUCUCAGCGCAGUGAUGCUGUAACACUGAAUGUAUCAGCUGAAGCUCAGGCAGCAGUGCGAGUGUCUCCACAGCCGUGGCUGACUGAAGGAGACUCAGUGACUCUGAUCUGUGAGGUUACGGUCUCCUCUACAGGCUGGACGUUCAGCUGGUUCAGAGAUGAUGAUCAUCUGUCCGACAGCAGCAGAGGAGCUGGAGGCUCUUACACUCUCAGUCCUGCUGCUCUACAGCACACAGGAGUUUAUACGUGCAGAGCAGAGAGAGGACGACCGGCCUAUUACACAAAGACCAGUAACACACAGCCCCUGUGGAUCACUGGUGUUUCUCCUUCAGUGUCUCUGGUGGUCCGUCCCCGCAGAAGUCAACACUUCUCAUCUGACUCUCUCUCUCUGAGCUGUGAGGAUCAGAUGAACUCUUCUGGAUGGACAGUGAGAAGAUACACAGACAGAAACACAGAAGAUUGUUCAAAACUAACAGGAUCUACAUGUCGACUCGUCUCUCUCAGCACAUCUGACUCUGGAGUUUACUGGUGUCAGUCUGAAUCUGGAGAGAAACGUCAUCCUCUAAACAUCACUGUACACAAUGGUGAUGUGAUUCUGGAGAGUUCUGUUGAUCCUGUGAUUGAGGGACAUACUCUGACUCUACACUGUUUACAUCGAUCUACAAACUCCUCGAUCCUCAGAGCUGAUUUCUAUAAAGACGGAUCACUCGUCCAGAAUCAGACGACAGGAGAGAUGAUCAUCACGACUGUCUCAGAGUCAGACGAGGGUUUCUACUACUGUAAAACAGAGAGAGGACAGUCACUGCACAGCUGGAUCUCAGUCAGAGGGUCAUCUUCAGAUCAGAUUUCAUUCUUCAUCAUCCUCAGUUUUCUUCUGGCAGCUUGUCCGUAUCUGCUGGUGACAGUCGUGCUGCUUUACAAAUGCUACAGAGCGAGAGUUAAAUCUAGUGAAGCCCAAAGGCAGUCGGCUGUAACAGAGGAAUAAUCGUCUCUUCUCCAAAGCUCAGAGUCACAGGAUGCUGGAGUCUCAGGCUGAAGGCUGGAAACACACUGGACACGAGCAGUCCAUCACAAGACUAACACACACACAUUCACACUCUCACUCAAUCCAGUGUCUCUGAUUCACCUGCGCUGUAGAUUAGAUUGUGAACACAACACAUGGAGAACAAGAGAAUUAACUCCACACAGAAAGAGCUCCUGCUCAUCAUCGACUCCAAAACCAGUUUCUUCAUGUGUGUCAGAUUCACUGGAAGCUACUGAAAGUUACCCUUUAAAUACCACAAACAACAAUUAUAAUGUCAAAUUACACCUGAACAACAUGCUGUUUUUAUGAUGCUAGAUGCUUUCUGUCGUCGGAGUAAAAGGAGUUUGAGUGUAAUUCUAUAAAUGUCUCUUUGCUGUUAAAUCUUUACUGAAUUUAAGGUAAAAGUAACUUUUACAGUGUUAGUAAUAUUUCAAGUCAAACACUUACUGGACUGAAGCAGCUUAUAUUUACCUGAUUAUCCAAACAUAACUGUAUUUGUUCUU
Messenger RNA from Carassius carassius (crucian carp), 4079 nucleotides. RefSeq names its product Fc receptor-like protein 5. Gene Ontology annotation, biological process: cell surface receptor signaling pathway. Bases 1 to 3537 code for a protein of 1178 amino acids. Lineage: Eukaryota; Metazoa; Chordata; Actinopteri; Cypriniformes; Cyprinidae. Gene Ontology annotation, molecular function: transmembrane signaling receptor activity. The transcript is spliced from 11 exons. The record is from RefSeq and is a predicted model, not a curated record.